AUGGACCGUGGGCACAGGAGAAGGAACCCAAGGGUUCACAAUAUAAGUGAAGAAGCACCCCGAACAAGGUCUCGGGUGAGGCAUGAUAUUCCCAGAAGAAACAGAUCACGGACACCUUCUGCAAGGCAAGAGGCAAGGAGGGAUGGGAGAAGCCGAAGUCCUCGGGUCCCAGCAGGACAUCACACCAGGAAUGAUGGACAAGGAAGGGGCAGAGCAGGAAGGCGCCGUAACAGAUCCGUAAGUGUAGAUGUAGGAGAAGCUAGACAAAGACCAUGGGGAAGCAGGUCCCGCUUAAACAGAAAUGUAGUGCCACCUCCUAUCAUAGCAGAUAAUGCUGGUGAAGUGGAAUAUGCUGAAAACCAGCCACACGAGAACCUUGAAGGGAUUCACCAGCCAUUGCCUGUUCCUCAACCUGUGAUUGCCCAAGCUGUAGAUGACAACGAGCCUCCUCUAAUACCAAAUAAUGAGGUCCUACAGCUUCUUACAGAAGCUAACGAAGGGGAAGAGCAGCCUGCACAAGCUAAUGAACCUCCCCAGCCAAUCCCACAGGUAGCUCAGAGAGAUAAGAAAGAGCAAUGCUGUAUAUGCAUGAGUGGUUACAACCCUGAGGAGGACAUCAUGCAGCUGCAAUGUAACCACAUAUUCCAUUCUGUGUGCAUCCUGACAUGGCUAGAGGAGGCUUCCACCUGCCCUAUCUGCAGAACUGAAAUUAUAACUUAA
Messenger RNA from Pelobates fuscus (common spadefoot toad), 720 nucleotides. Its product is annotated as E3 ubiquitin-protein ligase RNF126-like. The record is from RefSeq and is a predicted model, not a curated record. The transcript has 2 exons. NCBI's taxonomy places the organism in Eukaryota, Metazoa, Chordata, Amphibia, Anura, Pelobatidae. The coding region runs from base 1 to 720 and encodes 239 amino acids.